This is a messenger RNA of Entelurus aequoreus (snake pipefish), 5200 nucleotides long. It is a transcript of the gene kpna6, whose product is annotated as karyopherin alpha 6 (importin alpha 7). Gene Ontology annotation, biological process: NLS-bearing protein import into nucleus. The transcript has 14 exons. The record is from RefSeq and is a predicted model, not a curated record. NCBI's taxonomy places the organism in Eukaryota, Metazoa, Chordata, Actinopteri, Syngnathiformes, Syngnathidae. Gene Ontology annotation, molecular function: nuclear import signal receptor activity; protein binding. The coding region runs from base 166 to 1782 and encodes 538 amino acids. Gene Ontology annotation, cellular component: cytoplasm; nucleoplasm; nucleus.
CCCCUGCUGGCAGGAAGUGGUCAUUAUAUAGGGUUUCCGCCUCCGGCAGACAUAUUGCCGAACUUACCAGAGCAAAAUUAUUGAGCAUAAAGCGAGGGAAAAGGAUUUAAAACUUGAUUUAUAUUUUUCUAGACCGCGCCAUACACCUAAACAACAGAGUGCACAAUGGAGCCGUCAGCCAGUCCGGCCAAGGAUACCUCCCGGAUGAACCGCUACAAGAACAAGGCGCUCAACCCCGAGGAGAUGCGGCGCAGGCGAGAGGAUGAGGUCAUCCAACUCAGGAAGCAAAAACGAGAGCAGCAGCUCUUCAAAAGGAGGAACGUGGACGUCCUCACUGAAGAGGAGGCCAUGUUGGAGAGCCCCCUUGUGGACUCGCUCAUCAAUUCACCAGCAACUGAAGGUGUUAUCACCAGAGACAUGGUCGAAAUGCUUUUCUCAGAGGACCCGGAAUUUCAGCUCGCCACGACACAAAAGUUUAGGAAGCUUCUCUCUAAAGAGCCCAACCCUCCUAUUAAUGAAGUUAUAAACACGGCUGGAGUAGUGCAGAGGUUUGUGGAGUUCCUAAAGAGGAAUGACAACUGUACGCUACAGUUUGAAGCUGCUUGGGCUCUCACCAACAUCGCAUCAGGCACGCCCAUGCAGACCAAGACUGUCAUUGAAGCCGGAGCUGUGCCCAUUUUCAUAGAGCUACUUAAUUCUGACUUUGAGGAUGUGCAGGAGCAGGCUGUGUGGGCGCUGGGCAAUAUCGCAGGGGACAGUGCUGUGUGCAGGGAUUAUGUGCUCAACUGUAACAUCCUUCCACCUCUAUUAAUGCUCCUGACUAAAUCCACAAGACUGACCAUGACCAGGAACGCCGUGUGGGCUCUGUCUAAUCUCUGCAGAGGAAAAAACCCUCCGCCUGCCUUCGAAAAGGUGUCGCCCUGUCUCCCGGUACUCUCCAGACUUUUAUUUAGCAGCGACCCAGACUUGCUGGCAGAUGCAUGCUGGGCGCUCUCCUACCUUUCAGACGGCCCCAAUGACAAAAUCCAGGCUGUCAUCGACUCCGGGGUCUGCAGGCGCCUCAUAGAGCUGCUCAUGCACGUAGACUAUAAGGUGGCCUCUCCUGCCUUGAGAGCGGUGGGCAACAUCGUGACAGGAGAUGACAUCCAGACACAGGUGGUGUUGAACUGCUCCGCCCUGCCUUGUCUGCUGCACUUGCUCAGCAGCGCCAGAGAGUCUAUCCGCAAAGAAGCCUGCUGGACCAUCUCCAACAUCACAGCAGGGAACCGAGCACAGAUACAGACAGUUAUUGAUGCAAACAUCUUCCCGGUGCUGAUUGAAAUCCUCCAAAAAGCUGAGUUCAGGACCAGGAAAGAGGCUGCCUGGGCAAUCUCCAACGCCACUUCUGGAGGAACACCAGAACAGAUCAGGUAUCUGGUUAACCUAAACUGUAUCAAACCGCUCUGUGAUCUGCUCACCGUGAUGGACUCCAAGAUUGUUCAGGUGGCCCUUAACGGCCUGGAGAACAUCCUGCGGCUGGGCGAGCAGGAGGCCAAGCAGGAGAACAACGGCACGGGAGUCAAUCCGUACUGCAGCCACAUCGAAGAAGCUUACGGUCUGGACAAGAUAGAGUUUCUCCAGAGCCACGAGAACCAGGAGAUCUACCAGAAGGCCUUUGACCUCAUAGAGCACUACUUCGGCGUGGAAGACGAAGACAGCAGUCUGGCGCCUCAGGUGGACCAGGCCAAUCAGCAGUUCCUGUUCCCCCAGCAGGAGGCGCCCAUGGAGGGCUUUCAACUCUAAAGGAUAAGAUUUGUCCAAUUUGAUUGGGGAGGAGGAGUAGCGAUUUCUAGAUGUCAUACCUCCGUUCUCUAUCGCUGAUCUGAGACCACCUGUACCCCGACUUACAGCGCACACACACAUCUUGCUGCCACUGUUUUUUUUGUUUGUUUGUUUUUUUGGGGGCGGGGGUCUGUUAGUGGCAGUAAUGAUAAGAAUAUUUGUAGGCAUUUUGAUGAGUUUCUUUUCCAAAUAGGACAUUCCUACUUUGAGGAAAGGCACCCACCUUCUGGAUAACGGCCUGACUUAGUGCAAUUUUGCAAAUGUACUUUAAAGCUCCCUUUUUACCUCCUACCCUAAACACUUACUGGGUUUUAGGUCACUUUUCUUUUAUGGAAAGCACUUUUAGGAGAGGCUGACGUCCUCAAGGGAGGGAUCAAAAUCUACGCAGGGAAGGGGCGCAAACUGACAUGACUUUGUUUUCAUCAGGAUAUUUUUUGUGUGGGAGGAAAAUGUAGAUUAAAUCUGCACUUGGGGGUGUUUGUGGGCAAGGUUUACAAGAUCUAGAAAUGUCAGGGGUGGUUUAGUUAGGUAGCGAUCAAAUGCUCGUGGUGUGUUGUGUUACUAAUAAGAGUACAUUUGAGAUAGGAGGUGAUCUAACAAGGCAGAAGGAAAGAGGGGGCAGCAGUAGAAGCAAUGUAGAUUUACAGAGAAAGGAUACCAGAUUAGUCAGUUCGAACACGAUGCCCCCUUCCUGUCUGCAUGUAGUCGCAUGGUGUUUUGUCGCACGCCGCCUCUGCACAUCCUCAGCCACGGAACAGGAAGCGGGUGUCUGGCUGUUAACUACUAAUAGUGUAGUGAUGGUGUCAUGUACUACAGUGCUAGUGGAUGAAUACCAUUCAGACUAUUUGCAUGUUGUCAACCCAUGGGACCUCUUCCGGCCCCGGUGGUGGGAGAUGUGCCAGCAGACAGCGGUGAUUCAAAAGUGUAGUUUCAAUCGGGUAAUAUUAUUUGCGUUGAUAUUCAUGUAUUUGUUUGCACACAAACACACACACACACUUGCAUACAACACCUGCACAUGCACACGUCACACUGAUGAGUGGCUACUAGCAAGAUCAUUUAUGUAUGGAAAACCAAAACGUUUUCCGUCUUUAUUUAAACUAAAGUUUGUAAAUUAGCUUUUUUUUUUCCUCUCUUCUCGACAAACAUUCAAAAUGUAUUCGAAACGCAAAAAAAAUCUUUAGUACCAUGAAAGUGCGACGGUAUAAUAGGACUGUUGGGGAAAAACACUAAUGCUAUAUCAUGCAAAAGUGAUGAGAAUAAAGUUGUAAUUUUGCAACAAAAAAAAAAGGUUGUGAUUUUACACAAAAUAAAGAUGCGAAUAUAAAAGUCACAAUUUUUUACUAUAAAAAGGUUGAUUUUGCAAGAUUAAGCGGUAAAAUGAAAAAGUUACACUUGGGUAAAUCUCACACAAACAAAGCAAUGCUGGUCCCAGAGUGUUGCGUUCAAGUCUUUAGCUCAAAUGGACAUUUUUAAACUUUUGUUGUUAUUCUGAAGCACAAAAAUAUUCUCUAACAUGACUUUAUUCUUGUAAGAUUUGAUAAUUAAAAAAAAAAAAAGUAAUUCAACUUAAUUUCCCAGACCUUCAUACUAAGGAUAAGGUAUUUUCUUCUGAAAAACUUUUUUUUUUUUUUUGGUCAUUGCUUUUAGCCACUAUGACUUAUGAUUAUUGGAAUGAGUGCGGACGCACUAAAACAGAGCGUUAGUGUGGUCGCGUGAUGUUUGAUGACUAAGUAGCACCGAGUGAGGACGGGCUUGUUUGCUUGACGGCGUGACUUUGUAGCCUUAAAUGUUUUGUGGGGGACUUUUAGGUGGUCCCCGUUAAUAAUCACUUGUCGAAAUGUUCUCCACAGAACACGUACGCUCCUAGAAGACCUCCAUCAAUAACGUUAAUAGCCUAUCAACAGCGUCCCCACAUGACAAAUGUGUUCGAGCAGGAUUUAUCAAGAAAGGCUUUGAUUUUGUGGAAAAAUUGUGACGUUGAAAUAGUUUUUCUUCAAAACUGCACUCUAUUCACUAAAGUGCCAAUCUGACCAACAAAGACUGGAGGUUCUUAUGUAUCUGUCUUGGACCUAUAGAUUUAUUUUCCUUUAUAGAUAUAUCUUUUAUUUACUUGAAUGUGCACACGUACUGUGCAAAAAAAAAAAAAUUAAAAAAAAAAUGCUGCUCUAUUUUCUUUACCUUUUUUUUUUUAAGUUACAUUAUUUUGCCACUGGAAAAGUUGGCUUUCUUUACUGUGGGCGCCUGAAUAAAAAGUGACGCAUAGAUCUGGCCCCUCUUGGGUAUAUUGCAGUCUACAAAAUGCAAGUAAACCAUUUCUGGCACUUUCCUUCAAGUUUACCAAAGUUGAUCUACCUAAAUUGGAGGCUGUGAUGUUUAGUUCCCAACACCUGCUUCCUGCAGGUUAUUCAAAGUGCUCCAUUUCUGGUUGAGGGUGUUCAGAAAAACAAAAGCAAACCCAGAAGACUGCAAUAUAUCAAAUAAAAUAAACAGGCCCUCUUGAGGCAAAGAUGACAUCUGUUCAUACUUGACAUUUUUCUAAGUUAUUAAAAAAAUCUGGGAUUCAUAAAUGUGCAGUGAUUUCCAUGAAAAGGUAUUAUAUGUAUUUUCUGAUACAUUGACAGGGAUUCACAUGCAAUCACUUCUGAGAAGUGGAUUUUUGGAAUAUUUCACAGGAAAAUGGGCUUUUUUUUUCUGAUGGGGGAUAUUCUGAGAUAUAUUUUUGGAUAAUUGUGUUGAGAAUUUUAAAAAAGCUGCCUAAUAUUCCGGAAAUAAUGGUCAAGAUUAAAUCGUCAUCACACCAAAACAUCACAAUCAUGACUUUAUAUGUCUUCCGUCCUGUAGAAACUGUGUGGCGUUUGUGUGAAAUGUAUCAGAAACAAACGCCACGCGUGGCUUAGUCACAUCAUGUCGUCUACAACGCUGCAAAUGUUUACAAUGUUUGUAUACAACUUUUCAUGUAGAACAUCACUGACCAGUCCUCUUUAUUGUGUCUACUCUGGUCCUUUUCAUUUCUUUUUAUUUAUGUCCUCUUUUCUUUUCUCUAUUUUUUUUUUUUUUUUUUUUUGCCCCAAUUUUCUUCAAAAUUACCCCUAUCUCUCUUAAACUGUGACUUUGACUUGACUUGACUUAACCGACGGUAUGAAUGAGUGAUGAAAAAACACUUCCAGUGAACAUGACACACAAACAUGAACAUGGGGGGAAACAUACAGUAUGUAAAAAAUGUAAAGGUUUGAAAUUAUUCAGUGAAUACUGUAUGAAAAUAAAGAUGUAGGAAAAAAAAGUUUGCGCAUACUCUUAUGUGUUCACAUUUUGUCAUACCCAGUUGUGUAAUAACACCUAUUUUAAAAUAUAUUUUUUAUUGCCAAGUACAUUUCCACAU